Molecule: messenger RNA, 699 nt
Organism: Acanthoscelides obtectus
Lineage: Eukaryota; Metazoa; Arthropoda; Insecta; Coleoptera; Chrysomelidae
Source: the annotation of a GenBank genome assembly
AUGUACGGAGCCGUCAACAAAAGUGAGCUGGAAAGAGAUGGCAGCAGACUUUUAGCUAUGCUUGAGGUCUUACCUAUCAGAUCGACUCGGGCUAUCCGCGAUAACUUCCAUAUCCUCCCUCCACCUAGGCACGUACAGGGUGGCGCACAACCAACAGAGAAUAUAUGGAAAAAAUGUGCUGAAGAAUUUGAAAAUAGAUGGGGAUUUCCAAAUUGCAUUGGCAGCGUGGACGGUAAACAUGUAACAAUCAAGAGACCUAACAACAGUGGCUCCAAUUACUGGUGCUAUUUACAUAAAUAUUCAAUAGUACUUAUGGCCAUUGUUGGCCCGGACUAUAAAUUUAUAUGUGUUGAUAUUGGUGGUUUCGGAAAAAAUAGUGAUGGGGGUAUUUUCGAAACCUCAAACAUGGGAAAACGAUUUGAACAAAAUUUAACGAGUGUCCCUGCACCUAGAUUUCUCCCUGGACAAAAUGAAAUCUGCUCGUACGUCUUAAUUGGUGAUGAAGCAUUUGCUUUAAAACCAUACCUUAUGAGACCAUUUCCUUAUAAGCAGACUUUAACAGACGUCAGAAAAGAGAAAUACAAUGGCGUUGAAGUCGACGGUCACGCCGGAAACGGGGGACAGGCACAUUCACAAAAACUUCCGGAUGACGAGCAGCACAAAAGUCAAAUAUUCGAAAGUCUAGCAAAACAAAUUUAA